UCGAGCGAUGAGUCGUUCGUUGGCGCUCGGACGGUUCAGACGCGUUUCCUCGAUCGUCUCUUGAGUAAGAAUCAAGAAAAGGAUCGAAGUCGUGUGCGAAAUUGUGUUUGUUUUAAUAUUAUUAAUAUUUAUAUCGAUAUAUGCACCUAUGCCGGUGUAGAUAUAUAUGUAUAUGUAUAUCGUAUAUAAGAUAUCGAAAUUAUUGUCUUUUAAAGAAGAAUGUUUCACAUUGGAUCGAAGAAUCGAUAGAGAUCGGUGUUAUAACGAGUGCAAGAGGAAAGCUAAAUUUGUGAUCUUUACUUAUGUCACCGGGAAGAAAUCGCGUGUUAAGUCGUUUAGGGGUGCCUUCGAGAAUGACUCUUAUAUCGAGGAGAGAUUCACGGAAAUCGACUGGCCGUUGAUCCUGCAAUAUUCAAAAGCAGACCUGGAAAAAUACAUACGCGAGAAAGUGGUUCGUGUGGGAGAAGUACCGAGAAGAAGAUGUCUACAUAUCGAUUCAACAACGCCUUUCUGGCUUUGGUGCUCGUCGUAGCGGCUUUCUUAAUACAAUUCGGAAACACUCAAUACUCUUUCCAAGAUAAGCGACAGCCGCAGACGCUGCAUAAGUAUUGCGGGAAAAAUCUAUCGAAUGCACUUGGAUUGCUCUGCGACGGCGUCUACAAUUCUAUGUUUAAAAAGAACGGGCAGGAAAUGGAAAUGGACGAUUAUCCGUUUGCUUAUGACGAAUCAUAUCCAUUUAGAUCGGCAGUUACAGCGAAUGCAAUGAUGGGUCGUUUUGCCGGUACACGUUUUCGAAGAGAACCUAGAGGCGUUUACGAUGAGUGCUGCGUGAAACCAUGCUCGAUUCAGGAAUUAACUAGUUAUUGCGGCCGUGUUUCGCAAUAAUCAUCGACGAUCAGUUAAAUCGAUCUCUGCUUUACCACUCUUCGUCUAUUACCGUAAAUGUGAUAAUACCGACGAUAAUGACGUAUCAGGUCUCUGCUUUACCAUUAUUCUCUUCUGUAAUACCAUAAUGUGAUAAAUGACAAUUAAUGUACACCACAUCUCUGCGCGACACCUAUCGAAAGCUUUAUACACGUUUCAAAUGCAUAAAAAAAAAAAAAAAAAAAAAAAAGAAAAAAAAACGAAGACACCGGGUGACCCACAAAUAAUGAGUUCACGUAAGAUAAACAUUAUUUAUUUUGCGUGGAUCAAAAAACAUUCGCCUACUGCUUGCCUAUGAACGUUCGGCCUGAAAAAAAAAAAGAUUCAAGACAUAUAUGUUAAGUUAAA
Vespa velutina is the source of this 1272-nucleotide messenger RNA. RefSeq names its product LIRP-like. Gene Ontology annotation, cellular component: extracellular region. Gene Ontology annotation, molecular function: hormone activity. The transcript is spliced from 3 exons. Bases 481 to 885 code for a protein of 134 amino acids. NCBI's taxonomy places the organism in Eukaryota, Metazoa, Arthropoda, Insecta, Hymenoptera, Vespidae. The record is from RefSeq and is a predicted model, not a curated record.